Molecule: messenger RNA, 723 nt
Organism: Penicillium angulare
Lineage: Eukaryota; Fungi; Ascomycota; Eurotiomycetes; Eurotiales; Aspergillaceae
Exons: 1
Coding region: 1-723 (240 amino acids)
Source: RefSeq, a predicted model, not a curated record
AUGUGUCACUCUAUUGUCUGGUACUAUGUCUUCUGCCAACACCUCGAUGAGUUCCAAUCAUCUAUGAUUCAAUGCGAACAUGCCACAGUAACAGGAUACGAAUGUCUCCCCUAUUACCAGUUAAUAUUGCUACUCCCCCUUUCAGGAUCAUGCCAUACAUGUCUUGACGAACAGCAACAAAGCGAAGACGAAAGCAUCGAUGUAGAUAUUGGCAUUGAAGUGUUAUUUGACAUUGAUGAGGAACUAAACAAAGAGAGCUCUCUAAGUGAGGAAAACAGUGUUUUGUGCGCGUUGAAAUCUCCCAUGCCAGUUCCAGGAUAUCAUACACACCUGUAUUCUCCAAUGAGUAGUAAUUUCGAGAAAGAUAUCCGCUGGGAUAUGAAAGAAGAGGUGGAUAUCUCUGGUUAUGAUGAUUAUGAUGAUGAUCUAUUCCCAUCUCCGUGUUUUUCAACCGGGGGUUCUUCUAUAUACUCUAAGCUGGAUUCAGACCAGAGCUGGUCUAGUCAGGAAUGUGGCUUCCCGGAUUCACCUACAUUGAAUUGUGAUAUUUCUUUAUAUGAUGUCUCUACGCAGUGGGGCAUUGCAUCCAAUCCCUACGAGGAGAAAACAUGGCAGUCUAGGAUUCCUGUUUUUGUCCCCAAAAUGGAAACGAAGGCGCAGACAGAGGCUGAAAGGGUUUGGGAUGUUGAUGGGCUGGAAUUAUUUAAGCAGCUUACCUUUUAA